AUGUCAAAAUCUGAGUCCGCGCAGAGGGGCGAUUGCCCACGCGCCUGGGAGCGGCCGUCACGCACCACAUCAGACGCGGCAAAUAGAGCCCAGAUCCUGCGCAGAGCGACGUCGCCCGCCGUACGAGGGUUCGCGCCGGAAAAGCCGCGGAAAACGCGACGCACGUGCACCGUGUCGGACGUCUGCGGUCGGACUGAACGGAGGGCCGCUGAUAACGCGUCGCGAGGCGUGCCGUGCACCCUGCUUGCAGUCCGAAAACAAUGGAAACGCGCUACGAAAACAUAUAAAGGAACGGGAACCGGCGAAGCCUCGCUACGUGCCGCCAAUUUCCCUUUCGGGAGCUCUCAGCUUCGG
Iphiclides podalirius (scarce swallowtail) is the source of this 354-nucleotide messenger RNA. Lineage: Eukaryota; Metazoa; Arthropoda; Insecta; Lepidoptera; Papilionidae. The record is from the annotation of a GenBank genome assembly.